This is a messenger RNA of Macroventuria anomochaeta, 1018 nucleotides long. RefSeq lists its product as uncharacterized. The record is from RefSeq and is a predicted model, not a curated record. Bases 52 to 612 code for a protein of 186 amino acids. The transcript has a single exon. Gene Ontology annotation, cellular component: Ino80 complex. Gene Ontology annotation, biological process: chromatin remodeling. Lineage: Eukaryota; Fungi; Ascomycota; Dothideomycetes; Pleosporales; Didymellaceae.
CGAUAACAUCCAACACGUCACGGUCGCCGCCCUCACAGAACCCACAUCAAAAUGGCGCCCCUCACAGCUGCUUCGGAUGAGAAGACGCAUCAAGCGCUGCUCGACAAGCUCGACAUCUACGCCGUACACAAGCCAUUCCGCAACCCCAACUGGAAGCCACCGCAGCGCCGCAACAAGAACCUCAAGCAAGUCAUCGGCGAAGCAUCGCGCAAAGAAGCCUCGAUGAUGAACACACAAGCCAACAGCGGCGCUUCGACACCAGCUUUCGCGUCUGAAGGCGGGUCAACACCCGCUGGCGUAGGUCGACCGCCAAACAUCGCGCAGGCAGCGCAAAGCCUCAGCACCCUGGUCCUCGAGAAGAAUGGUCGCGCAGCUGCAGCGAAUGCAACGGGGCCUGCGCCAACGUACACGAACAUCGAGUCUGCACCGAGCUUCCAUCCAAACGCCCAGAAGAAAUACUGCGACAUCACCGGGCUGCCUGCGCCGUACACAGAUCCCAAGACGCGGUUGAGAUAUCACAACAAGGAAAUGUUUGGAACGAUCAGGACGAUGCCGCAGAACGUAUACGAGGGGUAUCUGGCUGCAAGGGGCGCGCAUACCGUGCUGAAAUGAGCUGUCAUACUGCAUAGCGCAUGUACACACACCACCACCAGCGUCGCGCCCAAGCUCCCACAGCUCGGAACCAAACAUCAGUCUCAGCAGCAGAGAAUUAGACCGCAAGUUGAUGAUCGCAAACGGCUACAGACAUCGAAUGGUUGAGAUCAAAAACGACGCGGGAGCAACAACAUGAUAUGUAUGACCAUCAAAGUCAAGCACCUUCCACCCACACAAGCUCCUUUCGAAGCAAGGUUCAAGAAGGCGCUCCGGCUUAAUCGUGAUCCUGUAUUGUUCUUCGCCCAUCAGACGGGAUACCAGGAGCUCGGGGGGAGGCUUCCUAGUUACAGCAGCUCAAGAUAGCAUGCUGUUGUCAGGGCGGUUCUACGUCGUUGCUACAACCACAGGACAUUGUAUCAUAGCA